UUCUUAAAACGAGCAUUUUAAAUCACAUGUCAAACUUUAUUAUUCUCUACAAUGUAGCUGUAGUUGUACCUUUUAAUUUCUAGAGCUCGCACUCAACCUGUAUAAGAGUAGAGUAAUUUAACUUAGUUUUUUUAGCCAUAAAAAUCAUCAAAUACCCUCGUUCAAAUAUUAUUGAGAAAAAUGUGUUAUUAAUUGUUGUUCUAAAAAUCAAAGUGCAACCAGCAGUUUAAUGGGAACGAAAGAAAUAACCAGUAGUUUAAUGGGAAGAAGUUGGAUGAGGAAGAGGUAGCUAUGAGAGCCCAAAACUGGAUUCUAGAGUAUAGACAUGAACAACAGGCAGCGGGGAGAAGAAGGGAGCAAGAUACAAGGAGAAAAUUUUGGCAGCCACCGGGGAUGGGUAUCGUGAAGGUGAAUACUGAUGCUGGGUGUUUGGGAGAGGGAGGAACAGGAUUGGGCAUGGUUGUGAGAGACUGGACCGGAGCCUUCAGGUAUGCAGCAGUGAAAAGGGAAGCAGAGAGAUGGUGCCCAGCUGUCGCAGAGGGUCGAGCUGUGUUAUUUGCGCUGGAAAAGAUGAAUGAACAACAGAUGGGCCCCUUUGAAGUCGAGUCGGACUGCUUAACAUUGGUGAACACCUUGCGGCAGCAGAGAGUCGACUUGACAGAACUUGGAGCGGUGUGCGAGGCCAUUCUGCAGGCGGAGGGCGUUGAGGAUUGUUACGCUUGGAAGCAUACUCAUAGAGAAGCUAACACUGUGGCUCACACUUUAGCACAUGUUCAGGUUGAUUUAAAUCAUUGUAAUAGUUGGAUAGGUAUUUCCCCAUCGUUCCUUUUGAACGAUCUGUACCUGGAUUCUAGCCAUUUGGCUUAAUUAAUAAAAUUACAGGAGGUGCGGUCCCUCCUUUCCCUCAAAAAAAAUCAAAGUGCAACCCAUUAAAAUUCUAAAAAAAAAAACUUCCUAACUAUAACAACUAUCAAGUAUUUAGUAAUGAUACAAUUAACUGCUGGUUUCUUAAUUAAACCGGCUGGAUAAUAUCACCGUUGUUGCCGCCGUCGCGGGAAACCGGCUUGGCUAAGUACGUCGGGUUGCAGUCUCCGGCCAAAACAACAACAAUCUUGGGCUCUAAAUCCACCAGCAUCCCGUCACCUUCUUUGCUAACGUUGUUGGGUUUCUGAGCUUGGCCGGAAUUACUGUUUGGCCUUCUCCGGUAAGAGCAUACGAGAAUCAUCAACGCAAUGGCAAUGAUUCCCAUCAUCAGAGCUAACCCACCAAAAAGAUAUCGGUGAGUUCCAGAGUCGGAAUCUGUUGACCACGUCGGCGCCGGCAGCUGUACUCCCCGUUGAUUGGCUUCCGGUUGGAAUUGAAGCGGGCCUCAUUUGAAUUUUGUUGUGGUUUGUGUGGCGUUUUGCAAUGUAAAUGAGAGAGAUGUGAGGAAGGUGGGGGUAUUUAUUGGAGUGGUAGUGGGUGGUGUAAUAGUAAUCAUUUGUGAAUAAGAAACCUUGAAUUAGUAUUGCUUAAUUGGAUUAUAAGAAAGAAAUUACAUUGUAAAUAGUGCAUGAGAUUGUAUCGGAAAAGUCAGUGGUAGGGUAUUUUUAUAUUGAAACGUGAUUUAAUUGUGGUUCAACGGUUUCAUACUACUCAUUACCGCCUAUCGGUUUAGUCUCGAGUAGGAAGUUUUUCUGGUCUAAUUGCCGAUACAGUACGACCUUUAAUCCUGGAUUUCUAGUCUUUUUUAAUGGGAUACUGUUUGUUGGUGAGAAAACCUUUGUUCGAAAUCAACGGUUUGCAGAAUUUUUUAGUAGCAAUUAAUAACACGGUUCACUUAUCUUAAAACAAAGUUCAAACGUGGGGUGUUUGAUGUUUUAUAUGGCUUUUGUAAAUAAGUUUAAGUUACUCAUGCUCCUAUGAAGGUCAGUGAGAACUCCAAACUAAGAGCUAUGAUGACUACAUUUUUACUGAUAAAAGGUAAGUAUUUUAUUAAUCAUUCAAUUUAAAAUGUUGAUUAUUACCAUUGUCACCCAUCGUAUCCGAGUAUCCGUAUAUAAUUCUAAAUACCAUAAACAAAUAAAAAUAAGCAUGACAUAUCAUGCAACCAAAAUAUAGUUGACCUAGCAAUUUGGUAUUAUAAUUAUCUAACAUACCAUAUAAAUCUCAGGAACGGAAGCAUAUAUUAAACAAUGGGGUCCGAUUAACCCCGUAUGUGACACUCCUAGCUCCUGUCAAACAAGGUUAGCUUAAGACUUGGUUAGAGUGACUCAUACAUACUACGAAAGAACAAAAAAUCGUGUGUUAGAUCUCGAAACACAUUCUCUUAUAUUCCUCUAACAUGCAUGAGCCUUAGAACUCAUCAAUCCUAAGAGCUUAAUCACUUUCAAGAUGAAGAUUGCAUUAUCCUUUUCCUCAUUCUAUCAUCUUGUAAUUCUGUAACAACGUUUUAUUUUCAACGCAAUUAUUUAUCAUGAUCCUUUUGACGAAUGUGAAUUGAGUAAAUCCCUUUGUUUCCAGUAAGUUUCUCUAAUUACCUGUGGAAUAAUAAGCAUGUAAAAUAUGUUCCACGACCUCGUAAAAGUCUAGUGUUCCGUACGCGGCCACUAUAACUCAUAUACAUGAAAAAAUAAGUCAUAUUUUGGACGACGGCUUUGAAUGUUUAGGUGUUGUUUAUGUUUAAUAAUCAAAUCGUUUCCAUAGUGGGUCGUUAGGUGAUAAUUAACAAAGAAAAACACAGACAUGGUGGUUCAAAAAUGUUUGUUUCUUGUAGUACUGCUGCUGUCGCACUGUUUUGCCUUUUUGGGCGGAGGAGAGGAAGGCGAAGCCAAUUACAUUUCUCUCGCCUUUGAACAUUGGCGGAAAGGUUGCUUGAAAUUUGUCGCAGGGGACAUAGAUGAGUGCGAUAGUGGGGCGUAAAAUUGGCACACAAGUUGUUGCAUAGUUCUGUUUCUGUGGGCUUGAGAAGGCAAAUCCACGGGAGUGCUUUUCUGCAUCAUUAUUCGUGACUGAUAGGGCGCAGAAAUAGACCCAAUGAUCAUUUGAUUUUUUGGUAUGGUUUGGAUUAGAUUGUGAUUUUCCGAACCAAAUCUUAUGUAGACCCAAACUGACUUCUUAAUACGUGUUAGCAGCCUACUCGGCCACUCUUUUAACUUUUCCCAACGAGACCCAAGUCUCAACUCUAAUCUUGAAAAUCUCGUUUCCUCCUUCAUUCGCGACCACUUUUCACCAGAGAGUAGAGACGAUUGUGUCUCCAUAUGACAUUAUGUUAAUGUUUAUGGCAUUAUGAUGCAAGUUAUGAUGCUUUGAUUUUGUAUCUUUGUCAUUUACUGAGAUUUAGGUAUCAAAAUUAUUCAUGCAUGCAUGUUGGACUUCAUGUUUUUAAGGUAAAAAAAUAUUUUUUUUUUUGCGGUUAUUGCUUCAACUUUUCGUGUAGUUGACUAAAUAAAUUGUUCAUUUUUUGUUCAAUCUGGUCUAUCUGGACUAGAUCGCAUAGGCGUGGUCUGGUCAGGACCGUAUAAAAUGGGGUCUGGUCUCUAGUCUAUACUCCAGCCUCUUGGUCUGGAUCGUAAAUCGUAUAUAUAGUUUGGUCUGGAUCAGACCACAUCGUUUCCCAACCCUAGUGAUUGAAGAAUUUUAGACUAAGUAUAAUUCGAUCAGGUGGCGUAAGACAAUGCUACUCUAAAUUUGAAUUUUUUUCGGGACGGGAAGUCAUACCACUACUUGAAGAAUAUAAUUGUUAUCUAGUCGAGAGUUUAGUGUUGUUUUUAAUUAGCUCUAUCUUACGUUAACUAGAGAGAGAGAGAGUAUUUGGAGAUUUUGAUUCCCCUAUCCUAGCUUGAUGGAGAUUGCAACAUAAUUGAUAUUCAUGGGUUCAAUUAUAGUAUCUCAGGGUGCAAGAAUACCUAAAGACACAAUUGGGGCAAUGGUCACUUAUGAGUUAUGACACGUGAGAAGUACUCUUUUAGACACUCCAUAUUAUGAGCAGAAUUUCAUGAUUUUCAUACUUUUAUCGUCAUAAUAUAUUGGAUUUGCCACGUGAUCGCUCAAAGUGUACCUAGUAGCACUAGGCUUGAUUUUAUCAAUUUGAUACACUCUUGGUAGUGUUCUGUGUGUUCUCUGGGUAUAGCUACCUAGUGGACCACUUUGGACAUGUUAGGGGUCAUAAAGACUCAACUUAGUACUAGGAGCUAGGAGCGGGAAAUGAAGAGAGGACAAAAAUAGCAUCGGAAUCGAUCGCCAUAUCACUAAAGCGGUGCUCAGGGUGACGCUUUGAGCCUCAUCUAGAAAUCACCAGAAUGUUUAAGGAAUAUGCUUUUCGUGGUGGCCAAGCUAGAGGAGGUCGAUUGGGACUUGAAGACGCAUUAGAUUACCAUCCUCUCUCCCCCCAAUACCCUUAUAGGAAGUCUAUAAAUAGACCUUUGGGGGGAGUUUGGUAGCUAGUGAUAUGAGGCAUUAGAGGGUCGUUACUUUGCCGAUAAAGUGACUCACCCAACUUAGAGCGCCGCUAGUUACCAGAGGCAAAUUUGGGGCUAUAAUCGGCGGCCUUGUCCCCAAAAUCUCUGUGUGUGGACGGAUUUAUAGAGCUCCUAGGGAUUCUCAUCUUGAGUGAUGUAUCCCAAUAUCCCAUGGAUCUCGUCCACAUGGUUGGCUAGUUCUCUUAGUUGCAUAGGUGGGUGAACCCUAGAGUUUCUAAACUUUGUAAUGUUCUAUUUUGAUUCCUUUAUCGUAUUGCUGGUUUCUUUUAGGUUAUCAGUUGUCUAUUAGAGACCUUCAUGAAGCAUAAAUCCUUUCGAUAUGGAUGCCUUGAAACCCUAGUCACAUAGGAUGAAGACUGAACACGACCAUCCUAUACGAUCGAUCUUCAACCGAUUGAAUUGCGUGACACCUCAAGCGAGAAAUAUGUAGGGUCAUGUUGCCUACUAGUUUUGGUAAAUGUUGCGACACUAGGUAGAAGUAGAUAUCACGAGUAUCAAGCAGCUCAUAUGUUGUGAAAAUUGACUUUACGAGUCUAAAGAACUCUAGGAGGAAUUUGUCUAUACAACUCCUACUCUCCUAGUCCUCCUUCUUCCUCCACUCGUCAGUAGCUUAGUUCUCCUUGUUACACUGUUUUAAUUUUGUAAAACAAAAGGGAACCUCAAAUCCGGAGGCUCCUCAACCUCCACAGUCGCAUUUUCAAACCAUAGAACUCUUCCUUCACCACCUAAGUAAGUGGUUGUGAGAGAUCCUAGGAAAAUACGAUUUUGGUCUUUAAAUCAUGUAAUUUUGACCACUAUUACAAUCGUGAUCAGUCACAGUGGUGAACCUAGAAAUUUUACUUAGGGGUUCCCUCUUCUAACAUUAAAAUAAAAUAUUUAAAAAUUUUAAUUUCAUAAAUUAUAACAUACUCGGCCACUACAAGUUAUAAUAAAAUACCACAGCGUGUUUUCAUUUUUUGAAAAAAUUGUAAAAAUACUAAGUGUCUAUGGUGCUUAAAAAAUCUCUUUCAGUAUCCCCCACUAAAAAACAUUAAUAGACUGAUCACUUAUUCCAUUCUGAAACUUGUUCUUGAUGUAACUCAAAGGUAAAAAAAUCACUUUCAACACUUGCAAUUGCAACUGCUAAAACCAAUACAAGUUUGAGAAGCAUAUAAUCUGAUGAAUAUGAAUGAAUCAUGUUUGUCUUCACCAUUUACUAAGCUAAUUCAUCAAUUCCUUUUAAUAUAAGGAAUAACUCAUCAUUUUUUAUACUAUGAUAUUAAUUCUCAAAAUACCAUAGAAUAUGAGUAAAAAAGGUGACCAAACCCAUUAGGAGAAAAUUGAGCAAGGCUUAUUAGCUUCUCUUUGAAUCAACAAACUCUUUCUCCAGACUAAAACAAGUCAACAAUCUAGUAUUCACCCUAUCAAAGCUCUAGUUCAACUCUUGCAGUUGCAUAUCAAGAACCGAGUAAAAGUGUAAAACAAUUCAUCUUGGCAGUGAUGCAAUCUUAGUAAAUAUAAGAAUGAUGGUGAGUUUGAAAUUUCAUUUUCAUGAUUUAGAUGAAAACAUUGUUUGGAUUUUAUUUUAGAUUGUAAUCGUAUUUAUGUUUUAAACAUAACAAUAAUUGGUUUGCAGUGCAGUGGACAACAUUUUCUCUAAUAAUUAUAGUGUUAUGAG
Linum trigynum is the source of this 6117-nucleotide messenger RNA. Lineage: Eukaryota; Viridiplantae; Streptophyta; Magnoliopsida; Malpighiales; Linaceae. The record is from the annotation of a GenBank genome assembly.